Molecule: messenger RNA, 940 nt
Organism: Cucumis sativus (cucumber)
Lineage: Eukaryota; Viridiplantae; Streptophyta; Magnoliopsida; Cucurbitales; Cucurbitaceae
Exons: 1
Coding region: 134-754 (206 amino acids)
Source: RefSeq, a predicted model, not a curated record
UUCUCUACCAUUAUCUCUCAAUUCUCAACCAAAAUACAAAUCCCUUGUCUUCUCUAGAAAUACCUCCUCAUUUUUCCCCCUUUUCUUCUUCUUCUCAACAUUCGAAGAAUAUACCAAAAAAAAAGGGGAGAAAAUGGAUCAAAGUUUGGAAGUGAUAUCAAAGAAAAUAUGCAACAUGGUACGCAUAGCUUAUUACAUGCUAAGGAAAGGUAUUUUCAAAAGCAAGCUUAUGGUUGAUCUCACAAAUCUCAUCUCUAAACGCCGCAAGCUCACAGGAAAAGCUCUAAAGAAUCUCAUGUUCCACCACCACGACGGCGUCUCUGGUCUUGCCUUCUCCCUUGCCCCUUUCCGCCGCAACCACAACCUCGAUCUCGCCGCCGCUGCCAGUCACUACGAAUUUAGCUGCACCAACACCCCUGCUUUUCCUAGUUUUCAUUACACCUUCAACAAACGACGCCAUUUCUUCGCAUGUGCUCACGCGCCUAAUACACUGGACGAUGACGUGGCUGCCAUGAACGCUUUCAAGGCUGUUUGGGAGGCUCUUAACAAUAAUAAUGACGUGGCUGCUGAAGUGGCUUCCCCGGCAUUACCUGGGUUUGGUCGGAGUCCGAUGGUUGUUCGGCAGCUGAGAGUCACUGACUCCCCGUUUCCAGUGGCCGGAGGUGGCGAUGAGGACUGCCAUGUGGAUAAAGCGGCAGAGGAAUUUAUAAAUCGGUUUUACAAGGAAUUGCGGUUGCAGAAGACAGCGGAGUAAAAAGGAUUUUUUCAAAACAAAAAAAAUCAAUUGUCGACUGGCUGGCGGCCACCUUGCCUCCGAUGGGUUGAAAAUUGACGAUGUUAAAUUUUGUCUAAUAUUUGUGUUUUUUUCUUAAACAAUAUUAAGAACAUGUAAUAUUUGUGUUAAUAUUAUAAUAAGAGAAAUUUCCCUUAAUUUUUAGUA